Messenger RNA from Salpingoeca rosetta, 3799 nucleotides. RefSeq lists its product as uncharacterized. Bases 181 to 3495 code for a protein of 1104 amino acids. The transcript is spliced from 21 exons. Lineage: Eukaryota; Choanoflagellata; Craspedida; Salpingoecidae. The record is from RefSeq and is a predicted model, not a curated record.
ACUACUUUUCAGCGACAUCGCUGCCAGCACACAACACACAACAAAAACCAAGCAAGCAACACACCAACAAGAGAAGCUUGCGCUUGAAGCUUCCUCGUCUUGUCUUGUGUUGUCUUCACCUUCUUCUUCUUCUUCUUCUUCUUCUUCUUCUUCUUCUUCUUCUUCUUCUUGAGGCGGAGGAUGAUGAUGCUGAGUGUUGUGGAGCGGAGAGCGCUUGCGCUUGCUGUUGUUGUGGCCAUCGCUGCCGCUGUGGCAGUGUUGCCAACAGCGCAAGCACAAACCAACAGCACCACCAUGCCAAGCAGCGACACCAACAGCACCAUCAUGCCAAGCAGCGACAACGCCACGGACUGUGCUUCCCUGAACAUGGACUAUUGCCGUGCUACACCAGAGUGCCACUAUGUGGACAAUGCACUGUCGUGCUUCCAGCGAGGAUGCGACGUGUACACGUCAUACAGCCUCUGCGCCGGUGAUCCAGAAGGCUUUGGCGACUGCUCGUGGGACAACGACCUGUACAAGUGCUACUCCGGUGACGCCCCGAGGUGUGACAUGUACUCUGUGGACUGCCCCUCUUCUCGCUGCCGCCAAGUCUCAGGCUACUGCGAAGACCAAGACAGCUCGGUUGCUCGGUGUGAGGACCUCGGCUCAACAGACUGUCAAGUCACGGCCGGAUGCAUUCUCGUCAACAACCAGUGCAAACUCGGAGAUGGGUCGUGCAGCGUGUUUGGCAAGGCCGAUUGUGCAACGCAUGACGAGUGCGACUGGCUGUCCACCUACGACACCUGCUGGCCGACGGGCGUGGACUUCCCGUGUGAGGAUGCGAGCGACUUUACGCUGGUGCCGUGCCCCGAGCACUGCGACACCGUCAACACCACCACCGACAGCCGCACAUGCGUUGUCAAAGGUUGGACGGUGCCGUGCUCGUCGUUUGACGGCAACAGCUGCCCGCUCGACCGCUGCAGCGUCAAAGGCACAGGCAUUCGCGUGUGCUACGACCCAAAUCUGCCGUUUGACUGUCACAAACUGGAUCCGGACUCGUGCAGCGCGGCAGAGGAGUGCAAGAUGGGCACCGACAUGUGCUUUGACAGAAGUGAGACUGCGCCGUGCGACAAGCUGACGCUGUCCGACUGCAGCGCUGCACCACACUGCCGCGUGUCGUGUCCGGGGGGCGGUGCCGGCACGUGCGUGGACUGCGGUCAGAUGUGCAAACCAGACGACGCAAACUGCGGCUCGCUUGAUGACUGCCUCGGCAGCGACGAGGUUGAGUGCGAAUCCAACUCCGCCUGCAUUUGGAUGCAGGGUGCCGGGCAGUGCGUUCCAAACGAAUCGGACAACUGCUUCCCUGUGACGGACGAGGCCGAGUGUCUCGACACGUUUGGGUGCAUGUGGGAGGAAGGAUCGUGCCAGCAGUGUCCCGAGGAGGGCUGUCCGACACCAGAGGGGCGCCCGUGCUCGUUCUACGACCAGUUCACGUGCCCCGGUCCCCGCUGCACGUAUCUGCCCGAUCUCGGAGAGUGCGGCAGGACGCCGUGUGAGGCCGCAUUCGACAACACGACGUGCCUCGCCCUCAGUGGCUGCGCAUACUUUGCCCCAGGGAAUAUCUGCUACAACGCAACCGCGGGCGAGGAGCUGCCGUGCAACCGCCUGAUGCCCGACGCGUGCGAGAACUACGAUUACUGCGUGCUGAUCGACACGUUCUGUCAGCACAAGGACGACGUGAAGCCUUGCAUCACGCACGAGUCGGAGGACAGCUGCCCCCUCCACCGCUGUCAGUGGGUCUUCAAAUCGCAGCAGUGCCAUUCGUUGGUCUGCGAGGACAUCUUCGACCCAGAGUCGUGCAAAUAUGCAAACUGCACCUUGGACGAAUUCAGCAACCUGUGCUACAACGACACGGGCGUGGCGUGCGAGAAGCGGGCGAUGGAAGACUGCACGACGCCGUGUGUGCGCACGGAUGAGGCCUGUCGCUCCCGGCAGUGCUCAGAUGCCCGAUUCGAACAAGAAAAGUGUGAGCUGAUUGAGAAUUGCAAGUUCAGCGACGACCAGUGUGUCUUUGAUGAUGGCGGCCCGUGCACGUCCUUCCAGCUCGAGUCGUGCCCCGCUCGCUGCUACACAGACUUUGCAGGCGGCGUUUGCAGGCUGGAGAUGUGCUCUGACCAGGUGGACGAGCAAGCCUGCGCAGAGUUUGGCUGCUCCUUCCAUCCGCAAGUCGAAAUUUGCCAGAACGACACGGGGCUCGCGUGCUCGGCGUACACGGACAUCCUGACAUGCCCCUACCGCUGCAGGUUUGCUGACCGCGAGUGCAAGGAGCGCACGUGUGCAGACUUCAAGUCGUUCGAAACCUGCGAAAGGAACGAGUUUGCCCUUGCCUGCUCGUACAUCACGGUUGACGACAACGAGUACUGCGUUCGCAAAGAUCAGCCGACGCCCUGCUAUGUGUACCAUGGCCACGAGAGCGACUGCCCGCUCGACCGCUGCACGUGGAACGAGCUCGACUCCCUCUGCGAAAACUCAACGGAAAAAAUUGACUGCGUGUAUUACACGCAUGCGGAGACGUGCCAGCGCUUUUCGUAUUGCAUGUGGAGCAACGGGCUAUGCGACACGUGCAAGGAGCAGCCGUGCGCAACCAUCGCACCACCAACCACCAGCACCACAUCGACGACCACGACCACGACCACGACCACAGCUGCAGCCAACAUGACGACCGCAUCGCCCAUGAUGACCACGACGAUGAAGGCGGGUGGAAACAGCACUGUCGACACGACAAAGUCGACGACCGCAAGUGGAGGGCUGACGACAACAAUGGCUGUGACAACUGCUGAUGGCGGCACUGGCACAGCAUCAAGCACCACAACGACAACGACAACGACAACGACAAAGGAAGGUGGCACCAGCAAGACCACAGGCAGCACAACCACAAAGUCAACAACGACGACGACGACGACGACGACGACGACAACUGUGAAUGGCGGCGGAAGCACAAAGGGCGGAAAGGCGACGACCACCAAGCCAACCACCACCACAACAGCAGCCACAACCACGACAACAUCAAACACGAACACGGAUGUGAUCAUCACAUCAAGCACAUCGGCGACAGCAACGGCUUCAGCCAGUCCGAACACACCCUCACCACCAUCACCACCCUCACCACCAUCACCACCACCAUCGCCACCAUCGCCAUCGUCCCCUGGUGCAAGCACGGGGGCGGCAGAGACGACGACCACUGCAGGCGGCACCACGACACCUGCAGGACAGAAGGCCACGGGCAAGAAGAAGAGCGCGACGGGCGUUGCUGUUGGCGUGACGCUUGGGCUGAUUGCUCUAAUUGCUGCUGUUGCCUUUGUCGUCUGGCGACGCAAGCGUUCCUCGUCCCUCUCAUUCGACUCGCCCUCAUAUGGGCAACGCUCUGAUGAAAUGGAUGUGCGGAACUUUGUCAACUACGACGACUCCAUGAACACAAUCGAGAACCCCACGUACACCUCGUUCUCCGAAGCGUGAACUCACACGCACACACACCGUUAAAUUGUGUUGUUGCUUCCUCUUUUCUUCUUCUACCUUAACUCGCACAACAUGUGACAUGUGGCUUGUUCUUGCCACUUUGCAUGGGUUCCUUGUCGCUCGUUCUGCUCCACGCGCAACCACCAACACUGUUAUUUUUCCCCUGUUUUGUCGCUUCCUCCAUGUUGCUGACACUGCACUCGUUUGAUGUUCGCUCCUUCUUCUGACUUAAUUGACUGUCGUUUGACUCACGCGCACACAUACAAAACACACACGCGCACACAUACAAAACACACACACGCGC